Molecule: messenger RNA, 5880 nt
Organism: Plodia interpunctella (Indianmeal moth)
Lineage: Eukaryota; Metazoa; Arthropoda; Insecta; Lepidoptera; Pyralidae
Product: endoribonuclease CG2145-like
Exons: 7
Coding region: 16-1185 (389 amino acids)
Molecular function (GO): RNA endonuclease activity
Source: RefSeq, a predicted model, not a curated record
GCGUAAUAUAAGCUAAUGGUGGGUGACGUAAGCCAGAGGUCGCACGAUGCUGCCGGGCCGGCGCGGGCGCAGAGAUCACUAGUGCGCCGUGAUCCCAACACACUCAACGUACUCAUUCAACACUUGACCAUGAAAAUCACGUUUAUUUUCCUGUUUUGUUUGGCGGCGACGCGCGCUGACGACCUCACUCAUGCUGCUGGACAAAUCUUCAACCAAAUACUACCAAACCUCAUCACCAACCAAGUAGCCAACGGCGGCCAACAGGGAAACUCAGCGUCGAAUACUCUGUCGCAAAUCGGGACUGUAGUCGGAGGAGUGGUAGACUACGCUAAGAAGAAAAGUUACGAUGACCUCCUCAAACAGGUGCAGGACUCCACGACUGACGAUGACCUGCUCAGGGUGAGCGAGGAGAUGUUCAACGCGGAUAUAAACAACGCAUUCAACUACAUUCAGAUCAAUCUGCAAGGCAAAACCAGUCCCAUGUCGAAGACCGACGAGGCACAAUCGAAUCUUCUGAACGUGCCCGAAAACGUAUGGAAUGGACCUACUAUAAGGCCUUUCGUCGCCCUGUUCGAUAACUACCACAAAAAUGUGAUUAGACCAGAGUUCGUCACACCAAAUGAGGAAACGGAACAAGUCACAUACAUAAACACUAUACUGGCUACUGGCCCUAUUAGGAGCCUCAUGACUUUCCUAGUCAGCAAAGGUCUGACCCAACUGAACGAAUACCCUGAGCAAGUGGAACUCCUCAAAAAGAUCUGGUUCACAAAGUACGCCCGCCACUGGACCGGCCUAUGCAAAUGCAGCUGCGCCUUCGAGCAGAUCUUCAUGGCUGAGCUCAAAUCAGACACCGUACUCGGUCUGCACAGCUGGUUGUUCUUUGCCAAACGCGAGUUGGACCACAAAGCGAACUACCUCGGGUACAUCAACAAACUCGACCUCGCUGGGAAAGGCAUGAUACUGAAGCAGCACUCGAUCCUGUCAGAGACUAAAGACGCGCCAGAGGUGACAAUGUUUGUGGGGACUUCCCCCGAACUCGAGACCGCUCUAUACACGCUAUGCUUCAUGGCGCGCCCCGACAGGCCCUGCAACCUCCGUUAUAACAACGUCAACUUUAGCAUCCAAACCAAAACCCUUACUGCAGAAAACGUUAAGCUCAUUGACACGGCUUACCCUCAAUUCUAAUGUUAUACUGAUUCGAUAAGAAUGUUUAUAUUGCUAGAAAUACAGUAUUAGCUUGUUUGUCCACCAUGGCGAGUUCAACGUACAUUACUGAUUUUCCCUGGCGGUAAUACAAAGCUCAUAAUAAUCUGCGCAAUCUACGUUAAUUCGCGUCUACAUUCGAGACUCGCGAGGUCGCCGAUAGUGUAUUUUUAGCAAACCUAAGUUUAUAUUUAUUUAUUUCUUUAUUGCAUCAAAUGAUUAAGAUUCGACUGAAUAAAUCAUUUACUCUUAUCAAAAUUUAUUCGAAACGAUUGCUGUAAAACCUCUGUCACGUGUAAACUGAGAAUUUAUACUUUUAAUGUAUUAGUUAAAUGUGUUUAUAUUUUUUAUACAAGAUUUUUUACUUAUAGGAUGUAAGUAUAAAGAAACAAAAAUCUUGCACAGUUAUUUUCUUAUCCAACAAUCCAAAAAAUAAAUCAUAUAUAGAGUAGUGUAAUUUCGGCGAAUUGUAUAUCUGUUUCGAAAUUAUUGUUAUCGAUAGAAAUGUCGCAGGUCAUGUCACGACUUCAAGAUAAUACAACGAAUAAGAUUAGUAAAUGGGGAAUAAUAUAAACACAAAACGAUAUUUUCAAGACUAUAUUUUUAUAGAAAACAGUACAAUACGUAUAACUGGAUAUUCGAAUAUUCGUCCGUGAUGUGAUAAAGAUAACACAAUUCUCAGUUUUGAUGAUAAUUUUAAUGAUUUAUUGUCUAGUUGAUGACUCAAUUGAGGAUACAAAUUUGUUAUCUAAAUAUCAAGGACAUAACAACUUAAAUAAAUGGGAUUCAUCGAAGUUUUCUUAAACAUUAUAUCUAAGGAACUCUUGAAUAGUUUGAAUUAGGUACAUAGGCAGUGGGUAACUACAGGUUGUCAUAAUAUAUUUUCAUAAGAAAAAGAUGCAUUUGUUUGUUUAUUAUUUUUUCUUAAUUUAGUAAUGUACACAUUUGGUUCAGAUGCUGUUUUUUCGUAUAUAUGUAAAGAAUAACACAAUAGUGGUUUUCAGCAAAUCAACGGUGAAUUGGAUACCUUUCGUCUAUUAUGUUACUGUAAUUUAUCUACGUACUUAAAUGAGGUAUCUAACCUUAGUAUAGAGCUCACGCUACUACAAUGGCCACACAAUUUCCCGGAGUAUAGUUAUUAUGUAAACCAACUAUUGAUAUAAUUAAACUACGUAUACAAAUGACUAUGAUUAACACCUAUAGUAGCUAGAACAUUAGUUACAUGUUCAUUUAUUUUACAGUUAUUUUAAUAGUUGAAUAGUUGUAUAGUAAAAUGCUUCCGAAAAUACUGAAUCUAUCGAAAAACAGUCGUUGGUAGUCGGAUCUGUCGAAUGUAAUAUAACAAUUAUAGAAAGCGUAAAUGAGUGGUCACAAUGCAUUAAUGAAUUUUGAAAACCAGAUACCGAGUUUCUAAGUCAAAAUAUACAACGAAUUUAUUUCACUACACUUAUAAUACAAACUUCACCAUUAAACAUCCCCGAAUCUCAAAUAGUUUCACAUUUAGAUCUAGUUAUUUCAAAGUAAAAUUAAUCUUAUAAUGGAGGCUAACGUCAGAAAAUUUGCCACAAUUCUACGCUGACGCAAAUAAUUCACUUCUUUUAAUUUUAAGGCUCCGACAUUUUGCCAAAAGAUGAUUUUUAAAUGUCAAGCUUUAGAAAGAUACUAUGAAUUACACUAGAGCAGCAAUUGACCAUCUUGGACUGGUCAAGCGGCAAGGAAAAUUUUAACGUUUGCAUUGAGCACAACAGUGCUCAUUUCCUGCGCACGUGAAAAAUUCGGAGAAUUCGCUGGCGUUAGCCCCCAUUCAAUACGUAUUCGUUGAACGGGUUACAAAUUGACAAAAAAGAUAUGUUUUUUACGACUAAUACUAAGUUUACAUAAUUUUUUUCUAAUAGGUUGUAUAUGUUUUAGUGGAAUUUCGAAAAACCCUUCCAAUAUAAAUAACAGAUUUGUUUAAAAAUAUUUCAACAUAAUAAAUUAGAAUAUAAAUAUAGGAUUAAUUGAGUCAAAAUAUAUGGUACAACUACUACUACAAAAUUAACAAACUUAACGUUUACGAGACAGUAUUAAAUACUUUUGACUAGAAUAUAGUUGGCUGAAUACUUAUAUUCUAACAUGAUCUCAUUUCUAAACAAAGAACACAAUAACCCGAUCUAUAUUAGCAAAACAUUUGUAAAAUAAUUUGUAGAUCAUUUAGUUAAUAAUUGUCAGCAAAUAAACAUUUUAUUUACAAACAGUUUAUAUAAAUAAAAAAUGAUUGAAAAUAUUGUCUAAAAAUACAAAAAGAAUUAAGAAACUAAUUACACAAAAGCAGCUUCUUGAUAGUCUCAACAAAAGGAUAUUCAUUUUUGCUUACCGGUAAACCCAGUUGUGUCCUAAAACUAAACAAAAUAUGAGCCAUAUUCGUGUGGCAUGACUCCACGUCGAGGAUAAAACGUAUGUGUGAGUGAAUAAUUAAGUAAAUUAGUUAUAUUUGAGGUGUAGAUAUCGGCAAAUCUAAAGAGUCGCCGAGAGAAGUAGGUAGGGUUGUGGUAAGUCCGGAAUACACUGCCGAACUGAGGGUUAAACACUGCCUUGGUGUUAUUCCUGGAAUCGAUAUAAUUCCUAAAAUGAUAGCAUGAAAAGAUACAGGUGAGCGUUAUUUACAGAGCCAAUUGAAAUACAAACAAAUUUAGAAUAGCAAUUACAACAUAUAAUCACAACAAUAAAUAAUACACAUUUAAAACAGUAAACAGUACAGUUUGGUUGUGUGUUAGGAUCUUUGUUACUAGGAUUUUGAUAAAAUUUCCUUUAAGCUAACACCAGCAAGCACCAUCGCUAACCAAACCACAACUGCCUUUGUAGCAACAUUUAUGGCGCAUAACACCGCAGACGCAUGCCGACACAGUCCAUGUCAGUCAACAGAGAAAGUUCGCAAUACAUUGGACAGAUGGCGCUUAUGGUUGGAAUGAAAAUACUGGAUCGCGGUGUUGAUAUUCACAAGAUAGGAUUAAUAGGUAUAGUGCCUGUAGCGGGAGCUAUGUGAUAUGUUCGACCUGAACAAAGCAAAGUGAUAGAUCUGCCCUACACAUCUUCUAAAUCUGUUCCUUUAAUCUGGUAUCUAACUAAUAGGCCCAAUCAAGAGGCCAUGGAAAAUUGUCCUCAUGGGAAAAAGUAAGAAAAGGAUAAAGAUAUCUGGCAUCUAUUUACUAACCUGAGCAUGUCUCUCUCGGCCAUCCACUCAUUGAGCACUUGGACAGCUUCCGGAUCCUUAUAGUCCUGGUGGUCCUCUAUCAGCUGCGUCAGCAUCUGCAGCCAGUUCGCGUUCUCUUUGAACGAUUGCAUGUUCAACGUGUUGAUCUCGUGCUGAAACAUAUUUAACAUUCUUUGAGAUGUAUUUUUUUAUAAUCAUGACCACUCAGGGUUAUUGUUGAAAUGUGCAUGGAACGCAGGCGGCUCUCAAUCUCCACGUAUGUAAACACGUUGGGGGUAACUCAAAUGCUUUUAGAAAAUUUUACAAAGUACAUAUUAGAAGCCGAGUCAACAUCCUAAGAAGUGGAUAACUGCAUGUCAUCAAGUGACAAUCUUGACUGCACUGGCGGCGUAAACCUCGCGUCAAGGCAUUCGAACAAAUGUAUGAAUCUCAUUAAACUUUGUUGUUGGUCCCGAAGUACACUGGUGACGUUGUGAUAUGUGUGUAUGAGACAAUACAACCACACACCGUGAGCUCGUUGAUGAUGGCGCCGGUGCGCCAGCCGUGCUCGAGGCUGACGUCGGCGAGGUCGCUGUAGGGGUGAUCCCCGAAGUACAGCACCUGGUGCCCGCUCCACCCCGUCAGAUCUUGCAACUGUCUCACUGUGCCCUGAAACACAACCACCAUCACAAAUAUAAGAAACAUUCCUUAUUUAUUAACUAAUUUUUAAGGUGCCUCAAACUGUGGUGUAAUAUACAUAGACGCCAUUGGCCGUUUUACUAUAGUCCAAUGCUGGGUUUCUUGAUCGCUUGGCUAUAUCACGGAAAGGACUGCGCCUAUCGAUUUUUUAAAUUAUAGUUGUUAUAGUAUAUUGGCUGAUUUUGAUGUAGGGUUGCCAGAUCCAGUCUUAUUGUUUAGAUAUAAUUUUGGGCCACAAACGGAUUCAAAGUGUCACACUAAAUUCUGUGAUCCUGCUAAUUUCGAGCCAUCUGGCCAAACAUGCAUUAAACCAAAAUCUUAUAUUUUUAACAAAAUUUAAAUAUAUACUUAAUUAUACAAAUAUAAUCUUCUCAAGACAAAAUUCAGUAUAUAAGUCCAUAAUUUAAAAUUCAGUUCUGUCCAUAAUGUCAAAAAUACUAAAUCAUGUAAAUCUGAAUGCUUUGUGCUACGACACAUCAUACUUCAGUAAUGGCAAUUAAAUUAGCGUACUUCGCAAAACACCAAAUAGAGCAACCAAGAAUAACAAGAUCCUUUGUGUAAACAAUCAGACAGCAUCAUGCGGUGCUACAUUAUAUAAUACAUAGAUGGUCUCACAUACCUCAUAAUAAAUAAUUCCUUUAUCGAGCGACGUGACCUUUUCCCAUAUGUGUGUAUUGGCAUUUUUGUCAAAAACUCGAAUCGGUCUAGAAACUUCGGCGAAAAACUUCGGUUUAUUCGCAUUAACUAUAACCACGUCAAAAAAAUCUCGCCAAUCUUGUCCCACUAACAUCUCCAUACCGGCAUUA